GAGGAGGCGGGGCGCCGGGGCAGCGGGGACCCCCCCCAACCUUCCUCGUCCCCUCCCCCUCCUCCCCCACUGUCGGCGCUUCCCCCACCCCCCCCCAGGACCCCCCCCUGCCUCCCAGCCGUGCAAAUCUCGCGAGGAAACACGCGGUUUCACUAGUGUGUUUACACCGAUCACUACUAAUCCGGACCGAACCGAUCCGGAUUAAGGGGCCGGAGGCGGGUCCUGGGCACCAGCGGUUCCGACCCCCCCCGCCCUCCGCGCCGCACCCGAGUGGCCCCCAGCCGAGCGGGCCCCCACCUCCUGGCCCGGCCUGGGCCCUCCUGCGCCUCCCUUGGCCUUUGUCCGGCGCCAGGAGGCCGGUCCCGCGCCCCCCGCGGCCGCCCGGGCCCGGGCCCGCGUCGGGCGCCUGGCUCUGUACGCGAGCCCGGGGAUCUGCGGCCUUCGUGCCCCCCCUCCCCCGCCCGCCCUCUCGUGGAGCCGGGCGCCGGCGGCGGCUGCCCGGGCGGGGGGUUGCGGCGUUCAGGAGAGGCCCCGGCUCCGCCCCGGGCCUGCCCAGGGGGAGAGCGGAGCGGCCCGCAGCCGGGUCGGGUCGGGGCCCCUCCCGGGAGGAGCGUGGAGCGGCGGCGGCGGCGGCAGUAGAAAUGAUGGAAGAAUUGCAUAGCCUGGACCCACGACGGCAGGAAUUAUUGGAGGCCAGGUUUACUGGAGUAGGUGUUAGUAAGGGACCACUUAAUAGUGAGUCUUCCAACCAGAGUUUGUGUAGCGUGGGAUCCUUGAGUGAUAAAGAAGUAGAGACUCCCGAGAAAAAGCAGAAUGACCAGCGAAAUCGGAAAAGAAAAGCUGAACCAUAUGAAACUAGCCAAGGGAAAGGCACUCCUAGGGGACAUAAAAUUAGUGAUUACUUUGAGUUUGCUGGGGGAAGCGGGCCAGGAACCAGCCCUGGCAGAAGUGUUCCACCAGUUGCACGAUCCUCACCGCAACAUUCCUUAUCCAAUCCCUUACCGCGACGAGUAGAACAGCCCCUCUAUGGUUUAGAUGGCAGUGCUGCAAAGGAGGCAACGGAGGAGCAGUCUGCUCUGCCAACCCUCAUGUCAGUGAUGCUAGCAAAACCUCGGCUUGACACAGAGCAGCUGGCACAAAGGGGAGCUGGCCUCUGCUUCACUUUUGUUUCAGCUCAGCAAAACAGUCCCUCAUCUACAGGAUCUGGCAACACAGAGCAUUCCUGCAGCUCCCAAAAACAGAUCUCCAUCCAGCACAGACAGACCCAGUCCGACCUCACAAUAGAAAAAAUAUCUGCACUAGAAAACAGUAAGAAUUCUGACUUAGAGAAGAAGGAGGGAAGAAUAGAUGAUUUAUUAAGAGCCAACUGUGAUUUGAGACGGCAGAUUGAUGAACAGCAAAAGAUGCUAGAGAAAUACAAGGAACGAUUAAAUAGAUGUGUGACAAUGAGCAAGAAACUCCUUAUAGAAAAGUCAAAACAAGAGAAGAUGGCAUGUAGAGAUAAGAGCAUGCAAGACCGCUUGAGAUUGGGCCACUUUACUACUGUCCGACAUGGGGCCUCAUUUACUGAACAGUGGACAGAUGGUUAUGCUUUUCAGAAUCUUAUCAAGCAACAGGAAAGGAUAAAUUCACAGAGGGAAGAGAUAGAAAGACAACGGAAAAUGUUAGCAAAGCGGAAACCUCCUGCCAUGGGUCAGGCCCCUCCUGCAACCAAUGAGCAAAAACAGCGGAAAAGCAAGACCAAUGGAGCUGAAAAUGAAACGUUAACAUUAGCAGAAUACCAUGAACAAGAAGAAAUCUUCAAACUCAGAUUAGGUCAUCUUAAAAAGGAGGAAGCAGAGAUCCAGGCAGAGCUGGAGAGGCUAGAAAGGGUUAGAAAUCUACAUAUCAGGGAACUAAAAAGGAUACAUAAUGAAGAUAAUUCACAAUUUAAAGAUCAUCCAACGCUAAAUGACAGAUAUUUGUUGUUACAUCUUUUGGGUAGAGGAGGUUUCAGUGAAGUUUACAAGGCAUUUGAUCUAACAGAGCAAAGAUACGUAGCUGUGAAAAUUCACCAGUUAAAUAAAAACUGGAGAGAUGAGAAAAAGGAGAAUUACCACAAGCAUGCAUGUAGGGAAUACCGGAUUCAUAAAGAACUGGAUCAUCCCAGAAUAGUUAAGCUGUAUGAUUACUUUUCACUGGAUACUGACUCGUUUUGUACAGUAUUAGAAUACUGUGAGGGAAAUGAUCUGGACUUCUACCUGAAACAGCACAAAUUAAUGUCGGAGAAAGAGGCCCGGUCCAUUAUCAUGCAGAUUGUGAAUGCUUUAAAGUACUUAAAUGAAAUAAAACCUCCCAUCAUACACUAUGACCUCAAACCAGGUAAUAUUCUUUUAGUAAAUGGUACAGCGUGUGGAGAGAUAAAAAUUACAGAUUUUGGUCUUUCGAAGAUCAUGGAUGAUGAUAGCUACAAUUCAGUGGAUGGCAUGGAGCUAACAUCACAAGGUGCUGGUACUUAUUGGUAUUUACCACCAGAGUGUUUUGUGGUUGGGAAAGAACCACCAAAGAUCUCAAAUAAAGUUGAUGUGUGGUCAGUGGGUGUGAUCUUCUAUCAGUGUCUUUAUGGAAGGAAGCCUUUUGGCCAUAACCAGUCUCAGCAAGACAUCCUACAAGAGAAUACGAUUCUUAAAGCUACUGAAGUGCAGUUCCCGCCAAAGCCAGUAGUAACACCUGAAGCAAAGGCGUUUAUUCGACGAUGCUUGGCCUACCGAAAGGAGGACCGCAUUGAUGUCCAGCAGCUGGCCUGUGAUCCCUACUUGUUGCCUCACAUCCGAAAGUCAGUCUCUACGAGUAGCCCUGCUGGAGCUGCUAUUGCAUCAACCUCUGGGGCGUCCAAUAACAGUUCUUCUAAUUGAGACAGACUCCAAGGCCACAAACUGUUCAACACACACAAAGUGGACAAAUGGCAUUCAGCAGCGGGUUUGGAACAUAGCGAAUCCGAAUGGAUCUGAUGAAACCUGUACCAGGUGCUUUUAUUUUCUUGCUUUUUUCCCAUCCAUAGAGCAUGACAGCAUCGAUUCUCAUUGAGGAGAAACCUUGGGCAGCUCCGGCCAGGCCUCAUAGGAAAAGGCCCCGCCCGAGGUUCCGGCGUCAACGGCCACUGUGUGUGGCUGCUCUGAGUGAGGAAAAAAUUAAAAAGAAAAACUGGUUCCAUGUACUGUGAACUUGAAAACAUGCAGACUCAGGGGGGUCCCUGAUGCAGUGCUUCAGAUGAAGAAUGUGGACUUGAAAAUACAGACUGGGCUAGUCCAGUGUCUAUAUUUAAACUUGUUCUUUUCUUUUAAUAAAGUUUAGGUAACAUCUCCUGAAAAGCUUGUAGCACAAAGGCUCAGCUGGGGAUGGUGUUUGACUUCGGAGGAAAAAAGUUGCUAUUGCCCGUUAAAGGCACUAGAGUUAGUGUUUUAUCCCUAAAUAAUUUCAAUUUUUAAAAACAUGCAGCUUCCCUCUCCCCUUUUUUAUUUUUGAAAGAAUACAUUUGGUCAUAAAGUGAAACCCGUAUUAGCAAGUACGUGGCAAUGUUCAUUCCAAUCAGAUGCAGCUUUCUCCUCCGUCUGGUCUCCUGUCUGCAAUUGCUUCCCUCAUCUCAGUAGGGAAAAAAUUGAGUGGGAGUACUGAGAUGUGUGGGGGUUUGCCAUUGGACAAAGAAUGAGGUUAGAAGACUGCAGCUUGGAGUCUCUCUAGGUUUUCAACUAUUUCUUCACAAUUUGAACACUUGACGGUUGUCCCUUUUAAUUUAUUUGAAGUGCUAUUUUUUUAAAUAAAGGUUCAUCUGUCCAUGCAGUCCUCUUGGAUUCUCUGAAUGUAGUAACUAUGAAGCUAUGCCAAAGGUAGGCAGAAGAUGGGCUUGGGAGCCAGACACUCCAGGGAUCAGUAGUUCCUACCCACAGUCUUUGUGUGCUUGCUAAAUGGUGUACAUUUCUUGUUAACCAUGUUAUUAAAACUUGAUCAGCAUAUAAGCUUUCUUCUGUUAGAUCUUUUGGCAGCAAACAACCUUCCCCCCAAGCCUCUGAAUUUUGUGGGUGUGUGGUGGUGUGUGUCUCUGUGUGUAUGUACACACAUUGUCUAACUCACUUUAAAAAAUUCAUCAAAUGGAAUUUUAAAAACCAUCUCAAAAGAAAUAGGCAUUUCAGGCCUGGCGUGGUGGCUCACGCUUGUAAUCCCAGCACUUUGGGAGGCCAAAGUGGGUGGAUCACGAGGUCAGGAGUUCGAGACCAAGAGUUCUUCACCAUGUCAACAUGGUGAAACCCACCCCAUCCCUACUAAAAAAACAAAAAUUAGCCUGGUGUGGUGGCAUGCACCUUGUCCCAGUUACCCGGGAGGCUGAGGCAGAAGAAUUUCUGGAACACAGGAGGCAGAGGUUGCAGUGAGCCGAGAUGGUACCACUGCACUCCAGCCUGGGCGACAGAGUGAGACUCUGUCUCAGGAAAAAAAAAAAAAAAAAAAGGAGAAAUAGGCGUUUCAAAUAUGAAGAUUCUUUUGGCACCAAUUUUCUUUUUUAAUUUGGUUGUUUCUGAGAUGUAUGAUCAACUGAAGAUGGAGCUGAAAUGGGAGCCGGGUGGCCCCACCGUGCCCUUGAAACAGCAGAGCACUCUUCAGUAGAGAGGAAGGGAGCCAGAGCCUGAACAUGUGGUCGCCAGCUUGGAAUGUUACUGACAUAUGUGGCGAGAGGGCUCAGCCAGAAAUAUUUAAAGAUGUAGUAUUCCGGCCUGCAAGUUCUCUGGGCAGGGAGGGGGAGUCAGAAAGGGUAGAGAGCUCUCAAAUAACUCAUGACUCUAGUGUUCCUUUCACAUGUGAACAGUGUCACUGGUGACACAUUUUCUAGGACCUUUGUUUGUUUUGUGGACCUGCCUCAGUCUCCUCGUAUCAGGCGAUCUUAAGGGAAGAUGGAGUGUUUCAAAUUGGAGAGAAGUUCUUGGGUAGGUAUUGUCCUGUGGAAUUCUGAAUGCAAGGAAGUCAGCCCCAGAGGCCUUGGUGCCCCCAGCUUUCUAAAACUACUUUAUUACAAUUUAUAUGUAUAUACACAUCACAUAUAAACGUGUGCAUUUAUAUAUGAGUGUAUAGUACCUUUUUAAAAAAACAUUUCCUUCAAGCUGCUAAGAAAAGAGUCUCACAGGUUGAGCACAGUGCUGAGAGGAUGGUGUCUGCAUAAUGAAGACAUGGAUGAAGCCGAGACCAUGUUAAACUUACUGAAAACAAUGAAGUUCUAUUCCUUUUUUUCUCCCUCUCCAAUGACCUUGUAGUUGAUUUCUGUUUGUUUUUAAAUUUUUUAACAUUUUUUUUUUAAUGUUGAGAAAAUGCUGCAUCUUUCUUCAAGGCUUCCCAGUAACUUCCUGCUUUCUUUUUCCCUGUGGGCUUUUAAGUGAAGCUGCAGGAUUUUAUGUGUCAAUCUGCCCUUUCUACCCUUAUCCUAUUGAAAGGAUGCCCUCUUCCCUUGCUUUUGGUCUAGGGCCUGGUUGGAGCUAACUAGGCUUGGCUGAGUCUGGGCAAGACCUCCUUUCGUUGCAUGGACAGGCAGGCCCCAGAGAACAUGCAGAACAUUGACCUUUCCAUUGACUGUCUUUCAAGCAGCCAGUGAAAUCACUAAGUGGGGUUCUUCCAUGACAUAUUUUGUUAAUAUGGGUUUCACUUUUUCCAAUAGUCCCUUGUUGCCCCAAUGUUGAUUUACUUUACACAAUGACAGUAUGUAUUAAUUUGUAAUUAAACCCAUCCAGAUUGUUUUAGCCUUUUCCCAGUGGGGUGGGGGAGGGAAGAAGGAUAUUAAAAUCAGUUUUAAGAAGUA
Messenger RNA from Macaca mulatta (Rhesus monkey), 5818 nucleotides. It is a transcript of the gene TLK2, whose product is annotated as tousled like kinase 2. Gene Ontology annotation, biological process: chromosome segregation; peptidyl-serine phosphorylation; intracellular signal transduction. Gene Ontology annotation, molecular function: protein serine/threonine kinase activity; ATP binding. The record is from RefSeq and is a predicted model, not a curated record. Gene Ontology annotation, cellular component: perinuclear region of cytoplasm; nucleus. Lineage: Eukaryota; Metazoa; Chordata; Mammalia; Primates; Cercopithecidae.